This is a messenger RNA of Penaeus indicus, 620 nucleotides long. RefSeq names its product very-long-chain 3-oxoacyl-CoA reductase-like. Gene Ontology annotation, molecular function: oxidoreductase activity. The record is from RefSeq and is a predicted model, not a curated record. The transcript is spliced from 4 exons. Gene Ontology annotation, cellular component: endoplasmic reticulum. NCBI's taxonomy places the organism in Eukaryota, Metazoa, Arthropoda, Malacostraca, Decapoda, Penaeidae. Bases 165 to 605 code for a protein of 146 amino acids.
AAGCAGCAGCCGACGCCGCCCGAGCCGCCAGCUCCUCUCUGCCAAUCAGUCCCCGAUUUCACCUCCCGCGAGAGAGGAAUCGGGUCUGCCCCUUGCGCUCGUGCCGCUGAUUAGACAGAGGGAAGCUGACACCACAGAGGACAGCCGCCGGGCCAAGAAACAACAUGUGGGAGCUGAUAGGCAAAGCGGCCGUGGCCCUCGUGGCGGCGCGCCUCGGCUGGUCCGUCCUCAAGGGGCUCUACGGGUCCUUCCUGGCGGCGGCGCUGGGGCUCAACCUCAGGGUCAAGAAGACGGGCGAGUGGGCAGUUGUAACUGGAGCAACUGAUGGCAUUGGUAAAGCUUAUGCAUUUGAGCUGGCACGACAAGGAAUGAAAGUGGUCUUGGUCAGCAGAACACCCUUCAAAUUACAGAAUGUUGCUGCAGAAAUUAACAGUAAAUAUGGAACCGAGACAAAGAUCAUUGAUGUGGACUUCACUAAGAGCGACAUCUAUGACCGCCUGAGGAAAGAACUGGCUGGCAUGGACAUCGGUGUUCUUGUCAACAAUGUGGGAAUGAGCUACGAUCACCCAGAGUAUUUCAAUAACCUGGAGAACGGAGACGAGUAAGUGGUCUUUCGUUCU